Molecule: messenger RNA, 1402 nt
Organism: Camponotus floridanus (Florida carpenter ant)
Lineage: Eukaryota; Metazoa; Arthropoda; Insecta; Hymenoptera; Formicidae
Product: lipase 3
Exons: 7
Coding region: 124-1374 (416 amino acids)
Biological process (GO): lipid metabolic process
Molecular function (GO): hydrolase activity, acting on ester bonds
Source: RefSeq, a predicted model, not a curated record
GCGCAGUAACAUCUAUCAUUUUCGCGUGUUCUGCUUAAUUUUCAACGAUAUAUAUCUCGAUACUCCAAAAAACUCUCGAAUUAUCCUUAUUUUCUUUCACUGUUUAUUGAAUCAUUCAUUGAAAUGAAAUUGAUCGGGCUCAUGUUUUUGCUAUCGUUUUGUAGUCAUUUUAGAGCGGCUCCGAUAAAUGUGACCUCUGAGUUAAGUGUGCUCAUUAGAAGAAUAAUAUGGACCGAUUGGAAUCAGUUCAACAUCGAAUUGAAUCCUGAUUCCAUUCUCGACACGCCUGAGAUGGUAAGAAAAGCGGGUUAUCUUGUGGAAUCUCACGUUGUAACGACGGAGGACGGCUAUUUUUUGACGUUACAUCGUAUCCCAGGUGGCAACGAUUCUUUACCCGUGCUGCUGCAGCAUGGUUUUUUAGGCAGCUCCGCUGACUGGCUUGUUCUUGGCAAAGGCAAAGCAUUAGCUUACCUUUUAGCAGAUCAGGGAUAUGAUGUUUGGUUGGGUAAUUUUCGUGGUAAUAUUUACUCGAAGGCACAUAUCUCCCUCUCUCCGUCCAAUUUGACAUUUUGGGAUUUUAGCUAUAACGAAAUGGGCAUCUAUGAUUCAGCCGCGAUGAUUACAUUUAUCACGAAUAUGAGAUCCCAACCAUUGCACACAUAUAUUGGUCAUUCUAUAGGCACAACCAGUUUUUUCAUAAUGGCAUCAGAGCGCCCGAAAAUCGCUAAAAUGGUGGAAAUGAUGAUCAGUCUCGCGCCAGCAGUCUUUACAGAUCACAUGCAGAGUCCGAUACAAUAUUUGAUUCCUUUCAAAAAUGUGCUUAAGAUGGUGAUGCAAUUGUUCUUUCACGAUGAAUUCCUCGGUGAUUCUGUAAGAUUUCUUUUGAAAGAUAUCUGCGACCAGAACAUUGAAUUUUGUUCUAAUAUAAUGUCUAUGAUCUGUGGUGAUGAUCGCGAACAGUUUAACAAUACUCUACUGCCUAUUAUCAUGCAUAAUCUCCCGGCAGGCUCCUCCAUUAAGACUAUUCUGCAUUUCGUCCAAGUAUUUGAAUCAGGCAAGUUUCGCAAAUACGAUUACGGUCCCGUGAGAAAUCUAUUGAUUUAUAAUUCGAUGGACCCACCAAAUUACAAUUUAUCGAAUACCACAGUACCAAUCGCGUUGUUUUACGGGAAUAAUGACUGGUUAGUUCGCAUAGAAGAUUUGAAAAGGUUGUACCAUUCACUGCCCAAUGUAGUGGAUAUGUACGAAGUGCCGUGGUCCAAAUUCAAUCACGUGGAUUUUAUAUGGGCUAGAGAUGCGCCAAAACUCGUAUACGAUAGGAUUCUCAAGAUCAUGAGACUAGAAAAUCCAAAUAACAUUACAUCAGUGGAAUAAUGUUGUCAACAAUCAAAAUUAAAGAUAA